Arvicanthis niloticus (Nile rat) is the source of this 1401-nucleotide messenger RNA. RefSeq names its product KxDL motif containing 1 (gene Kxd1). Gene Ontology annotation, cellular component: BORC complex. Lineage: Eukaryota; Metazoa; Chordata; Mammalia; Rodentia; Muridae. The record is from RefSeq and is a predicted model, not a curated record. Gene Ontology annotation, biological process: lysosome localization.
CCGCACCCCAACGCCGCCCCGCGCCCGGUCGACACUACCGCCCCGGGAGGCCCCGGCCCCCGCAGUCUCGGGAGGCCUCCGCCCCGGGAACCUCGGCCUCCUCGCUACGCCCGGUCACACGUGCCUGUGGCUCGGGGACCCCACUUGGGGUCCUGUGCCCCCCUCCCCGCCCCCAGCCGCGGCCGCCGCGCCUCGGGAAACAGCUUCUGAUGCCCCGCCCCGCCCCCUCACACCCAUUGGCUAGUCACCCUGCGUCUGUCGCGCUUAUUGGCUUGUGCAUAAGUCCGUCUCGCGCCCUCGACACCGCCUUCUUCCUGGCAUAGGAGGCUGAGGAGAAAGAGAUGGACACCCCAGACUCAGCCUCAAGGGUCUUCUGUGGCCGCUUCCUCAGCAUGGUGAACACUGAUGACGUCAAUGCCAUAAUUCUGGCCCAGAAGAACAUGCUGGACCGCUUUGAGAAAACCAACGAGAUGCUUCUGAACUUCAACAAUCUGUCUAGCGUGCGGCUACAACAGAUGAGUGAGCGCUUCCUGCACCACACCCGCACCUUGGUGGACAUGAAACGGGACCUGGACAGCAUUUUCCGAAGGAUCAGGACACUGAAGGGGAAGCUGGCCCGGCAACACCCAGAGGCCUUCAGCCACAUCCCAGAGGGUUCAUUCCUAGAGGACGAAGAUGAAGACCCUAUCCCGCCCAGUAUCACCACAACCAUCGCCACCUCGGAGCAGAGCACGGGCUCCUGUGACACCAGCCCUGACACUGUCUCACCAUCCCUCAGUCCUGGUUUUGAGGACCUAUCACACAUGCGACCUGGCUCUCCUGCCAUCAACGGCCACAGCCAGACAGAUGAUGAGGAAGAGACACAUGAAGAAUAGCCUCCUUCCCACAGCCUGUGGUCCUCCUAGGUCACAGUCAAGUCAGCUUUGCUGCUCCAUUCUUUUACAGGCAGGGUUCCUAAUUCCUGCCACUCCCCCAAGAGCAGGACUUCCCUAUGCCAGCACGUGAGCCCCAGCUGGGGCGGUGGGGCUGGGUACAGGUAACCUUGAGCUCAGCCUGGACCAGCUUUGAACAGUGCUUCUAAGAUUCCCAGAGACCAAAACCAGAUCGUCCCCCACAAAAUAAGUGGGUGCAGGAGAGCCGAGCUUGUUCCUACCCACUGGCAGCUGCUGAUCAGCUCUGGUCUCCCUGCCCUCUGUGGAGGAUGUUUCCCCUGUUGGGUUGAAUUCUGGAGGAAUAGAAGACUGGAGAUGAGACAGCCUUGACUGUGGGGAGCUGCUUCUCCAUCAGGCGUCUCCAGCUGGCCAGUCACCUUAGAAAACAGCUCAAUGGAAUAUUUUUGUACCCGAUGUUUACAGAUGGUGGGAAGUUAUCAAUAAAGACUGUUGUUAAAAGGGAACACUA